AAAUAGUGAAAAUAAAUAGAAAUAUUUGGUUUUGGUGUGAAAAGUGGAGUGAAGGAUCGAGAUUCGAGCUAUAAAUAAAGGAAAGGCAAACCCAAACAAGGCGACCUGAACUGAGAGAACGACACUCCCCAAGCUCCAAACGACACCAAAAAUGGCUACUCUCAACUCUCAGCCUCUGAUCUGGACUUUGCUAGGCCUUUUCAUGGUCUCCUUGACGCUGGGUUCCUCCGAUUCACCCUUCAUCGUUGCCCAUAAGAAGGCUACUCUUAACAGACUCAAGUCGGGGGCCGAGCGAGUCUCCGUCUCCAUCGACAUCUACAACCAAGGAUCUCUGACCGCAUACGAUGUGAGUUUGACAGAUGAUAGCUGGCCAAAGGAUUUAUUUGACAUUGUCAGCGGUAACGUCUCCAAGUCAUGGGAAAAGCUUGAUGCUGGUGGUAUUCUGUCCCACACUUUUGAAUUGGAGGCCAAAACUAAAGGUAUCUUCAACGGCGCACCCGCUCUCAUCACAUACCGAGUUCCUACAAAGGCUGCUCUACAGGAGGCAUUUUCAACUCCAAUUUUGCCUUUGGACGUUCUUGCAGACAGACCUCCUGAGAAGAAGUUUGAAUGGGUUAAGGCUGUUGAUGAAGUAUGGAUCCCUAAUUUCAGUGAUCUCUAUUGUGGUUAUGUUUAUCUACCUGGUGGCCAGUCCUUCGAAAUCAGGUGCCGGAAAGGGAAGCAAGAAGAAGCGUUAAUUUACUAAACACAAAAAUCUAAUGGCUUCCCAAUUGGGCGUCACUUGAUGCAAUGAUAUGGCUUUCUAUGCCAUUUUAAUUUACACCUUUUGUUAGUUGAUGAUAUAGACUUAUUGAGAAUAGUUGUUAAUGCUAGAGACAUCCGGAAUCAUUGACUUGCUAUCAAUUUUGGUAGAGACAUUAUUAUAUGUUUUGCCUCUAAUGAUAUUAUAAGGAAGUUUUUAUUUCAUUUUUUUA
Cannabis sativa is the source of this 974-nucleotide messenger RNA. RefSeq lists its product as uncharacterized. The transcript has 5 exons. The record is from RefSeq and is a predicted model, not a curated record. Gene Ontology annotation, cellular component: endoplasmic reticulum. Bases 152 to 745 code for a protein of 197 amino acids. Lineage: Eukaryota; Viridiplantae; Streptophyta; Magnoliopsida; Rosales; Cannabaceae.